UCUCAACAGCAUCAACACACCACACAUAUCCUACUCCACCAACAACACCAUUUGUUAAAGAUGCCACAUAUACAAGGCGUGGACUUACUGGUGCAAGUAAAGCAAAACAUAAGCUCCAACUCUCCAGCAUUGAUGAAGAGUCACCAACAUUUGAAUCAUAUGGAACUGGAGAAGUUUCAAGUCCAAUGGCAGGCACCUCAGGAGUUGGACGGCAACUAUGGAAAGCAGGAAAGCAGGCAUUUGAAGAGGAUGAGGGUGAGGAGUAUAAUAUGAGUAGAGGAUAUGAUGAUAGCAGUGAUGAGGAGCUGUCUGGAGAUGGACAGGAUGAUGAUAAGAAUGUUGAACAAUUAUUGAAUGAAAGUCAUGGUACAACAGUUCAGAAUAUCCUUGAUCAAACUGAUCUAGCUGGAAAACAGGUAGCUGAUUACAUUAGAGGAUCAUUGAGCAAGGACAAUGACGAUUUUGAUGACACUUUUGGGCCAAGAGUGAGAGACAAUGCUUACUACCCAGGCAAUAAGUAUUUAACUUUUGGAGAGAAUGGUGAUGAAAUUGUGCUGACUGACCCUGUAGAUCAGGAAGAAAAGACCUUCACAGCUACAUUGGGACUUUGUGAGUUGAUUUUUAAGAAGAAUCCGAAUCGUGUAUUAGUUGAAUCUGCUGACAGACAGGCCUAUGGAGAAAUAUUGAACUGGACCAGUGUGUACAGACAGAACAAUGAUCCAAGAGGUGAGAUUGUUAACUACAACAAAGCCAAGUAUAAGAAUACAAUCAAACGCCUUUUGGAUGAUAGCAGAGAUGGUGGUCAAAGACAUUCUGAGAGACAAGUGACUGGGAGAGGAUCUAUUGCUCCAAGGCGUGAUUUUAGUAAGGAGAAAAGUCAGAAGAUCUAUAGAGGAAGAGGUGUUCUGUCAGCUAUCAAGGGAGCUGCUGGUACAAUAGUUAAUAAGGCAAUCGACAUUCUACCAGUUGAACUUCAUAUCCCUGGCUAUCAAUACUGUGGACCAGGAACAAAACUUCAGAAGCGAUUAGCACAAGGUGAUCCAGGAAUCAACAAACUUGAUCAGGCUUGUAAGGAGCAUGAUAUUGCCUAUUCCAAGAGUGGUGAUACAGCAAGCAGAGCAGUAGCAGACAGCAUCUUGGCAGAGAGAGCCUGGGACAGAGUGAGAUCUGAUGAUGCGGGGGUGUUGGAAAAAGCUGCAGCACUAGCAGUCACCAACAUUAUGAAGGCUAAGGCAAAAUUUGGGGGAGGUAUGAAAAGAUCAUUGAAGGAAGUCAGCAGGGUGGUCGAGAAGGGGAAGAAACAAAAGAUUCAACCAUCGAAGAAAAAAUCAAUGAAAGGAGGUCGAGGUCUUUACUUGAGACAAAUGCUCAUGCUCAGCCGGCGGGACAAAUGCCAGCCGCAGCAGGUAGACUGUUGGUGGCGGUCGGACGACCGGUGA
This is a messenger RNA of Nilaparvata lugens (brown planthopper), 1439 nucleotides long. RefSeq lists its product as uncharacterized. Gene Ontology annotation, molecular function: A2-type glycerophospholipase activity; structural molecule activity. Gene Ontology annotation, biological process: arachidonate secretion; phospholipid metabolic process. Bases 186 to 1439 code for a protein of 417 amino acids. NCBI's taxonomy places the organism in Eukaryota, Metazoa, Arthropoda, Insecta, Hemiptera, Delphacidae. The transcript has 2 exons. The record is from RefSeq and is a predicted model, not a curated record.